CCUGUUCGUCUUUCUGUGACUGACAGACUACAAUGUGCUCUUUGCUGCCUCUGAAAUUCCACAAUCUGUCCCUUCAACACCAAUUUGUCCAUACUCCACGGCAUUGUCAACGCGUUCCCCUGAUCUGCUGGUCCGCACUCAGCUUCACCUUCCCAAGCUCAAGUUUUCCCCAGUCCACUCCAUCUCCAACCCCCACGCACGAACUCCAUAGACUAAUACCAAAUGCCAAGAUCGCUUCCAAUUCUUAAUUCCAUUUCCGACCCCAUUUACAUCUGAGCAGUGAGCACGCGCUGCGCUCAAGAACUCGCCAAGAAACGAACCGUCAGUACUUCGCCAAGAAACCAUGCUGGAGGAGGACGGCGCCAUGGACGCGGACCACCUCGUGGGCGAGGAGCCGGGGUCGCCUGCGCGGGAACCCGGCGGCGAGCCGGCCUGGGCGGCCGCCGUGCUGGAGCCGGUGCGGUGGGUGCGGAUGCUGUGCCGGGAGCUGGGCGCGACGUUCGAGAAAAGUUUUAUGAAUGAGGUGAUGUUCUGCCCUCUUACGGGGGUGCAAGAGACUAUUUGUCCACAGAUUUACAUAUUCAAUGAACGUCUGCACCGAGAAGGCUGUGUGUCGCAGGUCGAGGUCUUUGAUCCAGUUGUUCGAAUACUUGGAACGGUUUCAGCUACUAUUGUUGCAAUGGCUACCGGACUCCCAGUGAGUUCUGCUGUACUUUGCUUGGUGGGAAUAUCAACAGCAGUUGCCAUUGCUGAUGUAACGAUAGAUGCUUGCAUCGCAAAGAACAGUAUUGAUAAGCCGGCAUUGGCUCCAGACAUGCAGAGUCUUUGUGCAUUCUCAUCAUCUCUAGGUGCACUUAUUGGGUAUGCCACAAGUGGCAUGUUUGUCCACCAUCUCGGGGCACAGGGUGCAUUAGGUGUGAUGGCUAUACCUCCUGCUACAGUGGUUUUCCUUGGAUUUUUUAUAUAUGAGCUGAAAACAUACCAACAUAAUGCUAAAGAGAAGGUUUUAAACAAGGUUAGUGGGGCAGUGAAGGGAAUGGUUCGGACUAUAAAGUAUCCAGUAGUGUGGAAACCAUCUCUUUACAUGUUCCUAUCGCUGGCUUUGAGUAUCAGCACCCAUGAGGGGCAGUUCUACUGGUACACUAACAAAACACCACCAAAUCCUGGAUUUUUGCAGGAAUUCGUCGGGCUGGUCCACGCCAUCGGCGCGGUGGCGUCCAUGGUGGGCGUGCUCAUCUACCACAAGUGCCUCAAGGACUACCCGUUCCGGAGCAUCCUCUUCUGCGCGCAGCUCCUCUACGGCGUCUCCGGUCUCCUGGACCUCACCUUCGUGCUCCGCUGGAACCUGGCGCUCGGCGUGCCCGACGCCGCCUUCGUGAUCCUGGAGGAGUGCGUCUCCCGCGUGGUGGGCCGCGUCCGGCUGAUGCCGAUGAUGGUGCUGAGCACCAAGCUGUGCCCGCCCGGCGUCGAGGGCACCUUCUUCGCGCUGCUCAUGUGCAUCGACAGCCUCGGCAUGCUGGCGGCCAAGGCCGGCGGCGCCGCCGUGCUGCGCGCGCUGCACGUGACCAGGGACGACUUCGCCCGCCUCUGGCUCGCCGUGCUGCUCAGGAACGCGCUCAGGCUCGCCACGCUGGGGGCCAUCUGCCUCGUGCCCACGGCCGACCAGACCGACGUGCUGGUCCCGCGAGAGCUCCUGGUGAGCUCGCCGGCGGCUGUGGCCGGUGAUGACGAGGAAAGGCUGCAGCUCGCGAUGCUCACUGCCCACACUGACGAUGUAUGAUAUAUAUGAUCCACGUUGUUGUGUACAAAAGGAAAUGAAUCAGCCAAAGUGAGCAUGCCUCGUGCCCACGGCCGACAAGACCGACGUGCUGGUCCCGCGAGAGCUCGUGGUGAGCUCGCCGGCGGCUGUGGCCGGUGAUGACGAGGAAAGGCAGCAGCUCGCGAUGCUCACUGCCCACGCUGACGUUGUAUGAUAUAUAUGAUCCACGUUGUUGUGUACAAAAGGAAAUGAAUCAGCCAAAGUGAGCAAAGGAAUUUUUUUAAAGGAAAAAAAAAAGAGCAAUGGACUCAUGGGUACUACACGGGCUCUCGGAAAAAAGUUGCUAGAGUUGCUGGUCCAAUCACCGAUAAGUUUCCCACUUGGGACCCUCUGAUUGUUGGUCAAAAGGAGUCAGAAUUUCUAAAAUCAAAUAGCUUGUACUCACUCUAGUAAAAGAUACUCGAGUCUUUUGACUUUUCAUCCUUGAUAUGCGAC
Messenger RNA from Setaria italica (foxtail millet), 2254 nucleotides. Its product is annotated as probable folate-biopterin transporter 6. NCBI's taxonomy places the organism in Eukaryota, Viridiplantae, Streptophyta, Magnoliopsida, Poales, Poaceae. The transcript has 7 exons. The coding region runs from base 344 to 1780 and encodes 478 amino acids. The record is from RefSeq and is a predicted model, not a curated record.